CGAUGCACCCACCCCCACUCCAGGAACAGGGCCGCGACCGCACCGGAGCUUCAAGCGGCAAGCCGUGCGAAGGCCAUACAUACAUGGCAAGGGCGUAUCUCAAAGCAGCAGCAGCAACAGCACAUGCGCGAUGGCGCAAUCCGUCUCCAAAACGACAGCAUAAAAAAGCGGCCCUGCCUGCAAGCAAGCACCCCGCCAUCCAACUCAAACACCAAACAAACCCUCCACCUACCUACCACCACCACCAACAACAGCAGACACGACAAAAACAAUGACGACCCCCCAAGCCGACCGCAUCCUGCUCUUCGGCGCGACCGGCCUCAUCGGGAAAUACAUCACCGCGGCGAUCGUGGGCGCGCAGCCGCCGUUCCCUCGCGUCGGGAUCUUCACGUCUAAGCACACGGUUGAGGCUAAGAAGGACGAGAUUGCCGAGUUGAAGGCGAAGGGGGUUGAGGUUUUCGUAGGCGAUGUGGGUGAUGUGGGGGUCGUGAAGGGCGCCUUGGAGGGCUUCACGACGGUAAUCAGCGCGCUCGGCCGCAACGCGCUAACACAGCAGUCCACGCUCCUACGCGCCGCGGCCGACUCGCCCAAUAUCACGCGCUUUUUCCCCAGCGAGUACGGCACCGACGUCGCCUAUGAUGCGAGCUCUGCGGGCGAAAAGACGCAUCAGGCGAAGCUGGCGGUGAGGAGGGCGAUUGAAGAUGAGGGGGCUGUGAGGGAGGGCAGGUUGCAAUACACGUAUUUGGUCACGGGGCCGUAUCCGGAGCUCUUUUUUGCGGCGCCCGCUGGUGGGGAGGGACGGGUGGGCGGGUUUGAUAGGGUGGGGAGGAGGGCGUGGGUCGUGGGUGAUGGGGCGGGAGGGGUAGCAUUUACGACAAUGCCGGACGUGGGCAAGUUCCUCGUCGCGGCUCUCCGCAACCCUGACGCCGCGCGCAACCGCGCGCUCAGAGUGCACUCCUUCACGAGCACGCCCAACGACGUCGUGAAGGAGUUUGAGCGCCAGACCGGCGAGAAAUGGGAGGUGGAGUUCGUGCCGCUGGCGGAGCUGGAAAGGUUUGAGCAAGAGGCGUGGGAGAAGGGGGAUCCGCUUGCGGCAUUGGCGACUUUGAGGCGUAUUUGGGCGAGCGGGAAGACGCUGUAUGAAGGGGGUUGGGAUGACGGGGCUUUGGGGGUGGAGGUGGAGGGGUUGGAGGGGACUGUGAGGAGGGUGCUUAGGGGGGAGUGAGGGGGUUAGGCAUUGAGAUGUGAGAAUUAUACGGUAACUUAGGUAGGUAGAUAGAGAGGGCGAGAAGUUAUACGAAGC
Molecule: messenger RNA, 1303 nt
Organism: Aplosporella prunicola CBS 121167
Lineage: Eukaryota; Fungi; Ascomycota; Dothideomycetes; Botryosphaeriales; Aplosporellaceae
Exons: 3
Coding region: 272-1225 (317 amino acids)
Source: RefSeq, a predicted model, not a curated record